AAGCACUCAUUCACUGAGCAUCCCUUGGUAUUCCAUCGAGACUGAAGCACUCCAAGUGACGAAUCAAGCGUGGCCGGCCUACUACGAUUAACCGUGUUCUUGAACAGUAUACUUUCAACGCCGUGUUUGUGCGUUUCUAUCAUCUUCGAUCGAUCAUCAAAAACCGCGUAGAACAUUCGCACAGCCUACAUUAGGCCUGCUUUGAUCACAGGCUACUAUCUCUGACACACACCAUGUCUCUCACCACUAAUCAGUGUAGCUAGUGCGGAAAGGAUGAGCAAACUCUGCAGGGCAGCAAACAAGCAAUCUUGAAACAAGUAGCUCAACCACCAGCAGAUCUUUUUAGCAGAACACCAGAAGAAGAACACUCUCGCCUCGUUGAUGACGUAUUUCUCGGGUCGGGACACGCAACGAAACGACAAAACAGAAAAAGUAUUCAAAUCUCUUCGAGGCCUGAUAAGCCGCGUACCCGGAGCUAGUAGAGGUGUGUGCAAAUAGAACAUGCUUUCAGCUUUAUUGCUGUUUGGAAUUGCCUCUACAACAGCUCAGUGAGUGAGGCUGUGUGCUAAACAGAGGUAGAUGAGCUUCUUCAUUGUGAUCCAGUAGUUAUAGUGCACCAUUCUCUGUUGUUCUACUUCUUGAUCUUCUACCCGCGCGAAGCAAGCAUCAGGACGAUUCCCCGGAGAGAUAGUAGAUUAUCGAACUGCCGGUUGACGAGGAAAGGUCUCAAAUAGUGAACGUGCUUCCCGAAUCGUUUUUUUUCAAGUUUAAAAGAAAAGUGAAAUUUUGUGUGAUUAGCUGAAGCUGUAGAACAAGAGUUUCUGGGUUAGUAGUGGAUUGCAAUAUUUAUUGAGCACGGGACGCUGCUGAGAGGAUUAAUUCUGUUGAUGCUGAUAACCAACAGAACCAGAACCGGGGAGUCACGAUGGAUGAUAUCAACUGGAAUAAAAUUAUCUACAUUGAAGAUGAACAAAAGCUCAUCUACUUCGACCAGAAAACGUACAAACUGCCGGAGGCCAUCCUGAAUCUGUACUCGGACCGCGUCCGGCACCUGGACCUAAGCUACAACAAACUGUCCUCGUUCGAGUCGCUGGAACUGUUCACCAAACUGGAGGAACUGGUCCUGGAUAACAACUACCUCACCGAUGAUAUCAUAUUUCCGGCCCAGCUGGAUCGCAUCAAACUGCUGUCGCUGAACAACAACAAGUUCGAAAAUUUGGAUCUCCUGCUGACGAAGCUAUCUCUCUGCUUUCCGAACCUGGAAUAUCUGAGCCUGCUGGGGAAUCCUGCUUGUCCGUGCCAUCUGCUGAACCUCAAAUACUCCGAGUACGACUAUCUCAAAUAUAGGCUGUACAUCAUCCGUUACCUACCGCGCCUGCGGAUCCUGGACGCCCAGCGGGUCAAAAAGAUGGAACGUGACUUUGUCCGUAGCCAGCAGAGCCAGGAGUACGAAGAGGAGGAAAACGGCAGCCGGCACCACAAGGGCAACGCACUGCGCCACCUGUACGCGAGUCUGAGCACGGCCCUGGGGGUGCGACCGAAGGAUCCACCGGUGUACCACCCGCUGCCGGAGAGUAUCCGCGAGGCCGGCGACCAUCGGGGGGCGUACGGGAAGUGCCGCUACCGCUACAUCGGGGCACAAUCCGAGGGCAAUCGGUUCAUACUCAACACGGAUUUAUGAGUAGUUUUAAACGCUGUAUUUUUAUUUGUAGGAAUAUCGGUUUUUUAUACAUAUGGAUGGCUAACAAUAGUAAUAAAAAUUAAGUUUUUAGGAAUAGAUGGUUUGUAAAUGGGUGGCUCAUUUGGUUUGGUUUCCGAAGCCUUGC
Aedes albopictus (Asian tiger mosquito) is the source of this 1826-nucleotide messenger RNA. RefSeq names its product leucine-rich melanocyte differentiation-associated protein-like. Gene Ontology annotation, biological process: melanocyte differentiation. The transcript is spliced from 4 exons. Lineage: Eukaryota; Metazoa; Arthropoda; Insecta; Diptera; Culicidae. Gene Ontology annotation, molecular function: protein binding. The record is from RefSeq and is a predicted model, not a curated record. The coding region runs from base 926 to 1681 and encodes 251 amino acids.